Humulus lupulus (European hop) is the source of this 2435-nucleotide messenger RNA. Its product is annotated as transcription initiation factor TFIID subunit 12b. Gene Ontology annotation, cellular component: SLIK (SAGA-like) complex; transcription factor TFIID complex; SAGA complex. The transcript is spliced from 9 exons. Lineage: Eukaryota; Viridiplantae; Streptophyta; Magnoliopsida; Rosales; Cannabaceae. Gene Ontology annotation, molecular function: protein heterodimerization activity; TBP-class protein binding; DNA binding. Bases 231 to 2093 code for a protein of 620 amino acids. Gene Ontology annotation, biological process: RNA polymerase II preinitiation complex assembly; DNA-templated transcription initiation. The record is from RefSeq and is a predicted model, not a curated record.
GUCUUCCUAUACGUGUGACCCAACCUUAGGUGGGCCGUAUCUGACGUGGACGGCCCAGAUUUGGCCUCCUAUUUCUUCUUCUUCUUCUUCUUCUCUCUGAAAGUGGAAAACUUUCUCAAUUCAGAAAAAAAGAAAAAAAAAAACCCAAUUUCGAUUCCGCUAUGAGUUGAGAUCACCAUCAUCAUCGUUCACAAAAAGAAAGAAAUUCCAAUUGUCUUGAGGUGAAAACCAUGGCGGAGAACGUAGCUUCAUCCCCCAAACCCCUACAACCCGCAAACCCCAACAUGGACCCGACGUCGACGACAACCUCAACAGUAUCAGCAGCGGCAGCCAUAGCCAUAGGUAGCCCCGCUAAUGUCACCAACACUAUGAUUCCUCAAAACCCAUCAAAUUUAUCAAAUUCUUCGAUGAACCCACAAAUCCAGUCUCCUUCAACUCUUUCCCAAUCCCCUCAAAUUUCGUCUCCUCCACUCCCUCCUCUUUCCAACGUCUCUCUCGCCCAAUCACAACAACAACAAAUCUCGCCCGCCGUUGGAUUAGAUUUCCAGUCAAAAACCCAUCUUCAGCCGCAGCAAGCUCAGAAUGUGAACUCCAUGUCGAAUUUUCAACUCCAACAAAGCCUACAGCGGUCUCCGUCGAUGAACCGAAUGAAUCAAAUUCAGCAGCAGCAAAAUCAGCAACAGCAGCUUGGCUUGAUGAGGCAACAAGCAGGCUUAUAUGGGCAGAUGAAUUUCGGUGGUUCGGCUUCAAUUCAGCAGCAGACUCAGCAACAACAGCAGCAGCAAAUGGGUUCCGGGAAUUUGUCACGAUCGUCUUUGAUUGGUCAAAGUGGGCAGUUACCGGUGUUGCCUGGCGCAGCUGCUGCACAAUUUAAUUUGCAGAAUCCGAUGCUAACCUCGCCUAGGCAAAAAGCUGCAUUAGUACAAGGAUCACAGCUCCAUGCAAGUAAUUCUGCGGGGCAGGCUUUACAAGGAAUGCAAGCUAUGGGGAUGAUAGGGUACUCACAGUUGAGAGCUAAUGGGGCUCUGGCUUAUGCUCAGCAGCGAAUGAAUCCGGGUCAGUUGAGGCAACAAUUAUCACAACAAAGCUCGCUUACCUCUCCUCAGGUUCAAAACUUACCGAGGACAUCGUCGCUGGCAUUUAUGAGCACUCAGCUAUCUGGAUUGACUCAGAAUGGACAAGCAGGUUUGCAGAACUCGUUGUCGCAGCAGUGGUUAAAACAAAUUCCUGCAAUAUCUGGACCCGGCUCACCCUCAUUCCGCCUUCAACAGCAUCAGCGGCAGCAGCAGCAGCAGGCUAUCUUGCAGCAGCAUCUGGCUUCAUCUCCUCAGUUGCAUCAAAGUUCAAUGGCCCUGAACCCACAACAGUUAUCCCAGAUUGUGACGCAGCAAUCAUCGAUGGGGCAUCCGCAGUUGCAACAGCAGCAACAACAGCAGCAGCAGCAGCAACUUCAGCUGCCACAGCAACAACCUUCCUUGAAUCUUCAGCAGCAACACUCCCCAAGAGUUCAUGGGCCCUCAGGUCAAAAGUCUCUCAGCUUAACAGGAUCUCAACCAGAUGCUACUGCAUCAGGAACAACUACACCUGGGGGAAGUUCAAGCCAAGGAACAGAGGCAACUAAUCAGCUUCUUGGGAAAAGGAAGAUACAGGAUUUAGUCUCACAGGUGGAUUCACAGGCAAAAAUAGACCCCGAAGUUGAAGAUAUUCUAUUGGAGAUAGGUGAUGACUUUAUUGACAAUGUGACAACAUUUAUAUGCAAUUUGGCAAAGCAUCGUAAAUCUUCAACAGUAGAGUCCAAGGAUUUAUUGCUACACUUAGAAAAAAAUUGGCAAUUGACCGUUCCAGGAUUUGAAGAGCAGAAGUUCCAAAACAGACCAUCAGUAAGUGAUCUUCACAAGAAACGUAUGGAUAUGAUACGAACAUAUAUGGAAUCCUCACAGUCCGAAACAAAUACAAUCAAUCGGAAAGAUAUCAGACAAGGGAUUGGUAACCCAGUUGGCGCUAACCACCUUCAGAGACCUUCCCUUAGUUCAGAGCAGUUGAUUUCACAACCAACUGGUUCGCAAAUGUUGCAGCAAAUGACACGAUACUAAUCAAUAUACCUCGUUAUAUCAUACUUUUUUUCGGUCUUCUUGCUGAUUGAACACAAGGCCUGUACCUCGUGGUUGUUUUGGCCAAAAGCAAAGACAUGGUUUGGGAAUGAUGAAAGCACAACACAAGAUGUAAUUACUUUUCUUUAGUGUGUAAAGACAUGAGAGAACUAUAUUUGGUUAGGCAAAUCCACCUCUAAAUAACUCUUCCUAUGUAUUCCUUUUAUCAUUUGAUUCGGCCCCAAGUGCAAUUUGAAUGGGCCUAUGAGGCCAACUACAAUAGAGCUCUUCUUGGUUGGUCUCAGUAAUCUAAUUUAUUUAUAGACAGAGGGUGUUUUUCUUUUU